Molecule: messenger RNA, 2993 nt
Organism: Klebsormidium nitens
Lineage: Eukaryota; Viridiplantae; Streptophyta; Klebsormidiophyceae; Klebsormidiales; Klebsormidiaceae
Source: the annotation of a GenBank genome assembly
CGUCGACAAAGAGGGCUUCAGAACUGGCGUCAGACCGCGUGCAUAAUUGUUAACGAAUUGGUCCAAGCAUCCAAGGAGGACCACCAAAAUGGUGGCGAAGCGCCGCGCAAUUCCGAAACGGGAUGGAGAGGCAUUUCUGAUAGCUGCAGUGCUGGUCAGGUAUCUCUUGAUUGACGUUUAACAGCGGCGCGCCAUGUGAAGUUUUUCGCCCUGUGUCUCCGCGCCAGCCAUUCGCCGUGUCUUGAAUGCAGUGCAGCUCAGCUGUGCGUGUGUUUCGCUUCCCCCUGAUGCCGCUCGCUGCAGGCUUGGCCCGGGCUGCGCAGCCGCUGCCCCAGGGCGCUGCGCUGCGCCUGGCCUCCAGCGCUGGCCCUGCCACGUGCCACCACCCCGGCCAUCACACCCUCACGGCCCUCCAGCAUGCUCCGCUGACCUCACCACUGCCAGGCUGGGCUGCGGCCAACUGGGGGGGAGGGGCGCCAUUUGCACUUGGAGGAACAGUCCAACCCCCACAGGCUGGGCUGGGGCACCAUGCGCCCCUAGGCCUGGCAUCCUCCCCUGGUGGCCCUGUGACCAGCGGGGCGCUCAGGUCGCCGGCGGCCGCGCGCGAACACUCCAGCGCUGCACACAGCCAGCGGGGGGAGCAGGGGUCGGGGGUACCGGCCAUUGCGCCGCGCAAGCUGACCCCCACGGAGCGCCGGGAGCGGACGCUGCAGCGGCUCCAGGCUGCUGUGCACGAGACAGGGGUGCCUGGCCCCAGUGAGGGGGAGGUGCGUGGGGGGGUGGGGGUGCAGCUGACGUCGCGUAUGCGGGGCCCACCCAUCUGCCCGGGGUGCGGCGUGCAGAUGCAGGACAAGCAGCCCGCGCUGCCGGGCUACUACCGGCGGCCCAAGGAGGAGCCCCGCGGCGACCAGGACCGGCUGGCCGCCAGGGUGCUGUCAGACGAGGAGGCGGAGGCGCUCAAGGCGCAGGGCCUGGUGGUGGAGGAGGCGGCCCCGCCCCGGCGCGUGGACCCUGCUGCGGAGUGGGACGCGCUGCUGGAGGAGGAGGAGCAGGACAUCUCCGCGGAGGACCUGGCCGCCAUUGGCUACAGCAGCGUGGACGAGGCGCUGGCCGGCCUGCGCACCGUGGCGCUCCCGCCGGGGCUGGACGCGGGCCUGCUGGCCAGCGCAGCGCAGCUGGACGGCUUCCUGGACGACGAGGACGAUGCCGACGAGGCCGGGGGCCCAGCCCAGGAGCGGCGCCGGCGCGCACCGCGCGUGGAGCAGGAGGUGGAGCGGGAGAAGGCUGUGGUGUGCACGCGCUGCCAUGCCCUGCGCCACACCGGGAAGGUCAAGGACCGGGCCCUCGAGAACCUGCUGCCCGACUUCGACUUUGAGCGCGUCAUUGGUGGUCGCCUGCGCAAGACUGCGCCCGGCCGGCCUCGCCCCGUGGUGGCCAUGGUGGUGGACGCAGCGGACUUCGACGGCUCGUUCCCGCGCCGCGCCGCCGAUGUGCUGCUCCAAGUGGAGGCAGACAACCCCACCGCUUCGCCGCGGCUUGUGCUCGUCGUCAAUAAGGUGGACCUGCUGCCCAAGGUGGUGGGCCACGUCCGCCUGGAGCAGUGGGUGCGGCGGCGCGCGCGCGCAGCGGGUGCCCCCCCUCUGGCGGCGGUGAGCAUCGUGAGCAGCCUCAAGGUGUACGGCAUCCGCGACCUGUCGCACACGCUGUGCACGCUGGCCGGCCCGCGCGGGGACGUGUGGGUCAUUGGGGCGCAGAACGCGGGCAAGUCCAGCCUGAUCAACGCGCUGGGCAAGGUGAACGAGACGCGGCGGCCCGCGCUGACGGAGGCGGGCGUGCCGGGGACGACGGUCGGGGUGGUGCCGCUGGACGGGGUGCUGCCCAACAAGGUGCGCCUCUUCGACACGCCCGGCCUGCUGCACCCGCACCAGGCCACCACGCGCCUCACGCCCGACGAGCUGCGCCUCGUGCUGCCGCGCAAGCCGCUCACCCCACGCACGUACCGCACCGCCGUCGGGCAGUCGGUGCACGUGGGGGGCCUGGCGCGCAUCGACGUGCUGGCCGCGCCGGGCGCCACCAUCUACCUCACGGUGUGGGCCUCGGCGGACGUGGUGACGCACCUGGGCAAGACGGCGACGGCGCAGGCCACGCUGGAGAAGCACUGCGGCAGCACGCUCGUGCCGCCGGAGGGCGACUGGGAGCGCGUGGCAGCGCUGGGCAAGUGGCAGCCGCGCACGAUCGACGUGGCGGGGGACUCGUGGGAGCGCAGCAGCCUGGACGUGGCGCUGUCGGGGGUGGGGUGGGUCGGGGUGGGCCUCACGGGCGAGGCCAAGAUCCGGGUGUGGACGUGGCAGGGCAUCGGGGUGACGCUGCACGAGGCCAUGGUCUACGACUUCUCCAAGGACCUCUUCCGGCCAGGCUUCGCGGGGGUCAAGGUGCAGUUCGGCCAAGUGGGGCCCGCCAAGAAGAAAGCGACCACGAAGUGACGGGAUGCGGGAUUGCGUUUCGGUCCAGUGCUGACCGGCUUGUAGUACCCUUGUGCUGCCCACCGAUUUCACCUUUGAGUUGCGUACCUCUGCAUUCAAGGUGCACCUUUGCUCUUUGAAGUCACUGCUCUUCCUAUCAACCGCCACCGUCACCGUCACCUUCUCAAGAGUUAAAAGUUAACUGGGUGGCAUUAGCCCGGCUGUGCGUGGAUGGUGAUGUUUCCCAAAAACUCACAUCAUCGCGUUAAAGAGGGCGUCAGACUAGGUAUACCCCACGUCACGUGGCUGCGCGGCGACUUCAUGCAUGGCAUGGGCACCACCUGCGGUGUCGCAACCAAAAGUAUGUUGUCAUGGGCAUUGAGCGAUCAAAACAGCUAUGUACGGGCCUUUCUGUCGCCGGAGGUGGGACAUGUCCCACGACGCCCUCUUUAAAGCCUUCCGGGCCCGCUUGUAAAUUGCCAAGGGUUGGAUCAAUAUGUUGGUAACCACGCUUUCCGUAAGCUUGGAGGC